GGCCUCUCUGUGUAGAAGUCAAUAAGAUUCAAUUUUAUGGGCAAAUCCCCUCCUAUCAACACAAUCACGCUACAAAAUCUCGUGAGAACCUCGAAAUCCUUAAAACCAGCGUCCCAAUUUCGCAAGGAGAAGUCAAAGAACAUGGAGAGCAGCAGCCGCGCUGACAGAGAUGAGAGAAGUAGCAGCAACGCUACUCGGGUGCCGCUGUCGGAGAUUGUAUCGGAUUGCGUAAAGCGGUGGUUCAAAGACACGCUUAAAGAAGCCAAAGCUGGGGAUAUCAACAUGCAGGUCUUGGUGGGUCAGAUGUAUUACAGUGGUUAUGGCGUUCCCAGAGACGCCCAAAAGGGGAGAAUUUGGAUGACGAGAGCAUCAAGGACUAGAUCCUCAGUUUGGAAAGUCAGUGAUAAGCGUCCAGGUUAUAAUGCCAGUGACUCAGAUUCAGAUGAGUUGAAGGGUGAUUCUUAGCAAGAUAAGAUUAAUGUUCAUGCACUGAAAGUUUGAAAUGGCCAAAACUUCAUCUCAUUUUUUUUUGCUGUUGCUCUUAUUGAGGAUUUUGCUUGGUUAGAUGAAUGGUUGGAGAGGAAAAUUUGACAGUCGUUCACAUGAUUUAUUCUCUAAGUAUGGGACAAGCCAAACUAUGAUUGUUUGUUGUGUGAACAGGUUUUGUUUUGCCUUGAAUACCAUACUUUAUUCAAGCAGUAAGAUGAGAAUCACCCCAAGUCACUUGGUGAAAUGAGGGCAAUUCUCCCAAUUUCACUUAUAGUUCUUGCAGUAUGGCACAGUUUAUCUGUACUUUCCCCAUAAAUAUAUGUAAUCAUUUUUAUGUAAGUUCCAGUGCUCUGUGAUCUCUCUGUCUUGAGAAUCUGCUUUCUUCGACGAACACUCCUUCAUGAUCUCAUUUUUGUUGUGUUAAAACUUUUUGCAAAAGAGGGGGGAUUGUGCUAUUUUUUAAUGAUGAUAAAGCUCUCUCAUUUAUAGGUUGAGAGAGUGAUAGUGAAAUUUGAAAUUUCA
This is a messenger RNA of Tripterygium wilfordii, 1011 nucleotides long. RefSeq lists its product as uncharacterized. The transcript is spliced from 4 exons. Bases 37 to 465 code for a protein of 142 amino acids. Lineage: Eukaryota; Viridiplantae; Streptophyta; Magnoliopsida; Celastrales; Celastraceae. The record is from RefSeq and is a predicted model, not a curated record. Gene Ontology annotation, molecular function: protein binding.